CAAGAACAACCUCCGCCCAGUCUAAGUGGGACCUACCUUUUGCAAUACUCCAUCUGUAUUUCGUCUACUCUCCCCGCAAUUUUCUCUCUCUAGCUCUCGCUCUCUCUCUCUCUAACUGUCUCUGUAACUUCCCUUCUGCUCACCCACCCCCAUCUCCAAUGCUCUAGGGUUAUAUUACAUCCAGCGCAAAGCAGAGAUAUAGCCCGAGCGAACUUAGGAAGCGCAGAAAUUGAGUCUCCCCUAGUUUUCCUAAAUCUUCGCCGAGCCGACGGGGACCGGGCCGGCGGAGCGCACGUAACGGUCCGAUUGAGCAGGGCGCGAGCUGACCUCAUUCAUCUAUCGUUCGAUUGGUUUUCCUUAUCUUACCCAUGAGUUCCAGCGCUCCAGAUUUGGUGCGGUUCUUGGAGUCGACUCUCGGAGUCUCGCUCGGCGGCGCCUCCUCGGACGUUGUGGUUCUGGUCCUCACUACUUCUCUCGCUGUGAUUGUGGGGUUGGUAGUCUUCCUAUGGAAGAGAUCAUCGGAUCGGAGUAAAGAGGUGAAGCCGGUGGUGAUAACGAAGCCGUAUUCACUGAAAGAGGAAGAGGACGAGUCCGAUGCCUUGGCCGGCAAAACGAAGCUCACCAUCUUUUACGGUACUCAGACUGGAACCGCCGAAGGGUUCGCUAAGGCUUUAGCUGAUGAGAUCAAGGCAAGAUAUGAAAAGGCGGCUGUCAAAGUUGUUGACUUGGAUGAUUAUGCUAUGGAUGAUGAUCAGUACGAAGAAAAAUUGAAAAAGGAGACUUUGGCAUUCUUUAUGGUGGCUACUUAUGGUGAUGGGGAACCAACAGAUAAUGCCGCACGGUUUUAUAAGUGGUUCACAGAGGAAAAUGAAAGAGGUGUUUGGCUUCCACAGCUCAGUUUUGGUGUCUUUGGCUUGGGUAAUCGUCAAUAUGAACAUUUUAAUAAGAUUGCAGUCGUCCUUGAUGAAGAACUUUGUAAACAAGGUGGCAAGCAACUCGUUCCAGUUGGCCUAGGUGAUGAUGAUCAAUGCAUCGAGGAUGAUUUUACAGCAUGGAAAGAAUUACUAUGGUCAGAGUUGGAUCAGCUACUCAGAGAUGAAGAUGAUGUCAAUACUGCAUCUACGCCAUAUAUGGCAGCUAUACAAGAAUACCGCUUAGUUAUUCAUGCUCCUAUAACAUCUUAUGAGGACAAGUUUGGGAACUUGGCAAAUGGCAAUACUUCUUUUGAUAUUCACCAUCCGUGCAGAGUCAAUGUUGCUGUACAAAGAGAGCUCCACUCAACAGAGUCCGACAGGUCUUGCAUGCAUUUGGAGUUUGACAUUUCGGGCACUCCUAUUGCAUAUGAAACUGGAGAUCAUGUGGGUGUUUAUGCUGAGAAUUGUGAAGACAUUGUUGAAGAAGCUGGGAAGUUAUUGGGUCAACCCUUAGAUUUGUUGUUCUCUAUUCAUUCAGACAAAGAAGAUGGGACACCCCUAGGAGGUUCAUUGGCACCUCCCUUCCCAGGUCCUUGCACUCUUCGCUUGGCACUUUCACAUUACGCUGACCUCUUGAACUCUCCACGAAAGUCUGCUUUGGUUGCGUUGGCUGCUCAUGCAAGUGAACCAAGUGAGGCAGAGAGACUUAGAUUUUUAUCUUCGCCACAGGGGAAGGACGAAUACUCACAAUGGGUUAUUGCUAGUCAAAGAAGUCUCCUUGAGAUAAUGGCGGAGUUCCCAUCAGCAAAGCCUCCUCUUGGCGUAUUUUUUGCAGCAGUGGCUCCUCGACUGCAGCCACGUUACUAUUCAAUCUCAUCUUCUCAUAGAUUUUCUCCCAAUAGAGUCCAUGUAACCUGUGCUUUAGUGCAUGAGCGGACACCAACUGGUAGAAUCCACAAGGGAGUGUGUUCAACCUGGAUGAAGCAUGCUGUUCCUCUUGAGAGAAGCCAAGAUUGUAGCUUGGCUCCUGUUUUUAUCAGGACCUCCAAUUUCAAGUUACCAGCUGACCCAUCUACUCCGAUUAUCAUGGUGGGACCGGGUACUGGAUUGGCACCUUUCCGGGGUUUUUUGCAGGAAAGAAUGGCUCUGAAAGAGGAGGGCCAUCAGCUUGGCACUGCUUUGCUGUUCUUCGGUUGCAGAAAUCGACGGAUGGAUUUUAUAUACGAGGAGGAGCUAAAUAAAUUCUUGGAACAAGGAGCACUCUCUGAACUCAUUGUUGCCUUCUCAAGGGAGGGCCCACAGAAGGAGUAUGUUCAACAUAAGAUGGCAGAUAAAGCUGCAGAAAUAUGGAGCAUACUUUCUCAGGGGGGUUACUUUUAUGUUUGUGGUGAUGCCAAGGGGAUGGCAAGAGAUGUUCAUCGCUCUUUGCACAACAUUGUCCAGGAACAGGGAGGGUUGGAUUCGUCGAAGACGGAGUCUAUGGUUAAGAAGUUGCAGAUGGAUGGGCGUUAUCUGAGAGAUGUAUGGUGAUGGAACUACUUAAUCUUUUGCUAGUCUCUGUGAGUAUUUGGUCAGCACUUCUCCCAAAAAGUAUAGCAUUGAAUUUAUUCAUCUACCGGAGCAAAAAGCCUCUUUGAUGUUCAGCCCGUGGAGAAGACAGACAUAAAAUUCCAUAAAGGAGUGUAAAUUAUGUCAUCUUUCUUGUCUUGGCCUAGCUUCGGUACAUUUUUACAGGGUUUCUUCCCCCUAAUGUCUGGAUUACAGGUUUCGUUGUUAUAAUACUGCAAAACAAAGAAAGCAGCGCAAAUGUAGCUAGCUUACAAGGAAAAACGAUGUGGGAAUGGACGAAAAUACAUAGGCUGUUUAUGUUCGUUUCUCCCUUGUGUUCCGCAACAGGAAUGUUAUUGUAUGAAAUCGUUGUAGUAAACAAGAAUAAAACGUGAAGAAUUAGCUUCAUGUAAAUAAGCAGGAACUUAAAGUUUUGUUGUUAUUUGUGGGUUCGGUGAUUUUAAGGGUGAGGUAGGUGCUUUUAUCUCCUGUUUCUUUUCUUCUUAUUCUUCUUCCUUGUGGGGUAAAGUGACAAGGUUGAAUUGAAUGAAAUGUCUGAACAUUUUGGGGGCAUUGUUCAUGUUCUUGC
Messenger RNA from Linum tenue, 3051 nucleotides. Lineage: Eukaryota; Viridiplantae; Streptophyta; Magnoliopsida; Malpighiales; Linaceae. The record is from the annotation of a GenBank genome assembly.